Molecule: messenger RNA, 549 nt
Organism: Cololabis saira (Pacific saury)
Lineage: Eukaryota; Metazoa; Chordata; Actinopteri; Beloniformes; Belonidae
Product: matrix metalloproteinase-17-like
Exons: 2
Coding region: 31-444 (137 amino acids)
Source: RefSeq, a predicted model, not a curated record
CAGUACUGGGUUUUUAAAGACACUCAGGCCAUGGGUGGGUAUCCCCGGCCCAUCUCUGACUGGGGUAUGAGGACAAAAGCCGGGGCGCCGGUGGGAAAGGUGGAUGCAGCCUUCAUCUGGGCCCAUAAUGGCAAAACCUACCUGUUUGGUGAAGGGGAGUUUUGGAGGUUCGAUGAGGGCCGCAAGGAUGAGCAGGUGCCCAAGCAGCCAGAGUCAGGCUACCCACGGGACAACAGCCUCUGGGGAGGAAUGCCCACCCAUAUGGAUGACGUCAUUAGCUCGAGAGAAGAAGCAGAGUUUGUGCCAGGUGCAGAGAAGGAGCAGACCAUGGUAGAUCACAGAAACCACCGUAGUAAAACUGCAGGAGGACGUCGGAGUAUCCAGAGAGCACCAACGAUGACCUGGGGGGGCCUGAACUCCAGACAGGCCUCAGCUGAGAGUUGAACCAGGAACCUUCUGACCGAGGCAACGUCCUGCACUCGUAAAUAUACGCGAAGAAUAUGUUUAUAAUGAAGAAAAAUGUGUGGUCAUAAGCACGCUGAUGUCGGG